AUGGAGCUAACCAACUGCCAACCCCUCCGCUACGGCGGUUCACCCUCAAAAGGGGCUUUGGCGACCGAGCAGGAGCGGUACAGCAUCCCAAACAUCACGGGCCCCUGGAGUGCACACUGGAAAACUACUGCAAGGGACUCGGGGGCCAAAGUAGCAACGGCCAACACGGCGGCAAGGCCCAAGCCAGCUGUUGCAAACCCGGCUGCCGACAAAGGAAGCGACGGCGAAGCAAGCAGGAGAAGGACGGAAUGGACGAAGGCCAAGCCUAGAAAUCCGGAGAGGAGACGAGCCAGACCCGACGCCAUAGUGAUCCAAGCAGUAGGCCUGACGUACAGCCAGAUCCUAAGCAUGGUAACUCUCAGGGAGGACGGGAAGCUAGACGACCUUGGCCCAUGCGUCAAGAAAGUGAGGAAGACAGCCAAGGGCGGGCUGCUACUGGAAUUGGCCAGGAAGAAGGAGAACUCCACACAGGCCCCUAAAGGUUGCAUCGAGGAGGUCCUAGGGAGCAAGGCAGAGGUGCGGGCGUACUCGAAGGAGACCAAGGAGUCGCUUGUCGAGCUACGAGGACUCGACGCACUAGCCACUUCGGAGGACAUCAUCGGGGCUAUCGCGCAGCAGGCAGCGGUGGACCAAGGCGCCUUGAAAGUCAAGAAGCUGAGCAGCAGUUAUGGCGAGACGCAGACCGCUAUCGUAGCUUUUCCCGCGAGCCUUGCCAAGGCCAGUUAUGGCGAGCCGCAGACCGCUAUCGUGGCUUUCCCCGCGAGCCUUGCCAAGGUCAUCAUUGCUGUGGGCAAGGUGAAAGUUGGGUGGUCAGUAUGCCAUAUGAAGGAAAAGGAGGUCGUGGCUCGCUGCUACAGGUGCCUUGGGAUGGGGCACAUCGCAAGCGCUUGCAAGAGCUCGAAUGACAGGAGCGGCUGUUGCUACCGCUGCGGAGACACGGACCAUAGGGCGGCCACCUGCAAAAAGGACCCUCGAUGCUUCUCGUGUGAAGAUAAGGGCCGGAAGGAUGUGAGGCAUCAGGCUGGAAGCAGAAGUUGCCCCAUGGCGGCUCAAGAUGUGCUGUCGCAGACUGCGAGGGAGACGAAGGCGGACAUAGCGCUCCUAAGCGAGCCCCUUAGGACUGGCUCAGACAACUGCUGGGCCGUUGACCUAUCAGGGAAGGCUGCCAUCUGGAGCUGCGGCGCAACCGGCGCGACAAUGCACUCAGUGCACAAUGCGGAGGGAUUCGUAAGGGCUCGGAUAGGUGGGGCAUGGCUUUACAGCUGCUACAUGGCACCUAGCCUAACCACCAAUGAGUUUGAGCGCAUGAUGGACUGCCUAGGAAAUGAUAUCAGUGGCCGUUCUGACGUCCUUGUAGCAGGGGACUUUAACGCAUGGGCGCUGGACUCACUCGAUCUCGUACUGCUGAACGAAGGAAACCAGCACACCUUCAGCAGAGCCGGAGCAGGUUCCAUCAUAGACCUGACCCCUCAAGAACUACCGAGGGAUCCGAAUCCACGAGACUACAGAGUCGGCACGCUCCAGGCGAGGAAAUUCACCGAGGCCGCGCGCGACAUCGGCAACGUUUUACCAAGCGGAGCCAACGAAAUGGCUGAUACCCUGGCUGCUAAGCUGGAGGCAGCGUGCAUGGCGAGCAUGCAGCGGAGAAGCCGCUACCGUAGGAACCACGCUCCCGUUUACUGGUGGAGCGACGAGAUUGGCUCCAUCCGAGCUGAGUGCAUGAGAGCAAGGAGGCUUAUGCAGCGCGCGAGAGGCAGCGACAACUUUGAAGAGCGGCACCUAGCCUUCAAGGACCGACGCAAAGCCAUCCGAGACAGUAAAAGGAAAUGCUUCCUGGAUCUAUGCGACUUGGCGGAGGAAAAUCCAUGGGGCAACGCGCACCGGAUAGUGGUGAAGAGGCUGCGCGCAGGAAGCCAGUCCCCCACGGACCCGAACGUCCUAAGGACCAUAGUGCAAGCACUGUUCCCAGCCGGCAACCAGGUCACCCCGCUUCCCACCCCCCCAGCAGACAAUGAACCGGCUGAGGAGGUAACGGAAGAGGAAGUUCUGGCCAUAGGGAGAGGCCUGGCCCCGAACAAAGCACCCGGCCCGGAUUCGGUUCCUAACCGAGCCCUGACGCUGGCUCUAUCUCUGCAGCCGGGCAGCUUUCAGGAGCUCUACAAUAAAUGGAAACCAAGGGAGGAGGCGUCGUCCUAUAGGCCAAUCUGCCUGCUGGACACAACGGGCAAGGUCUUCAAGAGGGUGAUCGCGGCGAGGCUCGAAGCUGCCAUAGAGGAGGCGGGAGGGCUGUCUCCCAAGCAGUAUGGGUUCCGGAAGGAAAGGUCUAUGGUGGAUGCCAUAGCAGAGGUGGUCGGCAUUGCACGCAACACAAUAACGGCAACCAGGUGGAAAGGUGGCUCCAAGCAAUACUGCCUGAUAGUCACCCUGGACAUCAGGAACGCCUUCAACACGGCGGACUGGGGCAAAACACUGGCAGCCCUAAGGGGGUUCAACGUUCCCAGUGCCAUAAUAAACGUCGUCAGUAGCUACUUUAGCUGCAGAGUGCUACUGGUCGACACGGACAUGGGCACGGAGUCAUUCGACGUUACGGCGGGUGUGCCCCAAGGAUCGGUCCUAGGGCCGCUGCUGUGGAUCGCCAUGUAUGACGGGAUCCUGAGGCUCCAGCUCCCAGCGGGAUGCGACGUCGUUGGCUUCGCAGACGACGUAGCGUUGGUGAUUGUAGCCAAGCACAGGGAGGAAGCGGAGAGAGCGACGAACAAGGCAAUCGAGGCAAUGGAGAUGUGGCUCCAAAAUGCCGGUCUAAGCGGAGCCCCGCAAAAGACCGAAGCGGUGCUGGUCAGUAGCCGCAAGGUGCUGGAAACGGCGACAAUCCGGGUUGGUGGAAUGGCCAUAACCCCCCAGCGGGCCAAAAAAUACCUGGGUGUGAUGAUCGACGCCCGGUUCUCCUUCCGCGAGCACCUUGAAUAUAUCGAGGAAACGGCUGCAGCCACUACCAGGGGCCUCGCCAGGAUCUUUCUAAACACCAGAGGCCCCAAGCAGAACCGGAGAAGGCUCCUCGUGAGCGUUGCCUCGGCGGAAAUUUUGAAUGCAGCGCCCAUCUGGGCUGAGGCGAUGAAUACGCCCAGCUACAGGAGAGGGGUAGAUGCAGCUUACAGGCUGGGUGCUAUAAGAGUCGCGUGCGGCUUCAGGACAGUCUUCGACGACGCCAUUCUGGUCAUUGCGGGGAUAGUCCCGCUGAAGGAGCGCGCUCGAGAGCUCAUGGAGCCGGCGGCACCACCAAUACAGCUGCAAAGGAGGAGGCCAAGGAGUGGUAGCUCACAGCCUGGCAGGAUUGCUGGGACGCGUCGACGAAGGGACGAUGGACACACACCCUCAUUACUAACCUUAGAAGGACUGAUGCCCGGAGUGCGGGAGAGCGAUAGUCGAGGACGGGAGGCACCCGGUAAACCUAGUGGAGGUAAUGCUGGAGAACCAGAUGCUCUGGGACGCAGUAGAAGCUUUUGCUGCAUCGUUAAUGCAGAGGCUCAGGAGCAUCGAGCAGGAGAGGCGGCUCGAAUAAGCUUCGGCAACAGGACAAAGACCCUGAACCUGCUGGUGAUGCCAGGCAUGGAGGACAGUCUGGUGCUGGGAUGA
Molecule: messenger RNA, 3633 nt
Organism: Drosophila bipectinata
Lineage: Eukaryota; Metazoa; Arthropoda; Insecta; Diptera; Drosophilidae
Source: RefSeq, a predicted model, not a curated record